Molecule: messenger RNA, 489 nt
Organism: Miscanthus lutarioriparius
Lineage: Eukaryota; Viridiplantae; Streptophyta; Magnoliopsida; Poales; Poaceae
Source: the annotation of a GenBank genome assembly
AUGAAAGGGAGCAUUUGCCAUGAGUUUGAGACCGGGCUCCCUGCCGCCGACGUGUGGGGUGUCUAUGGAACUCUCCUUUUUGGGAAAUUGAUGCCCCAACUGCUUCCUGAAGUGGUCUCAAAGGUUGAACUUUUAGAGGGAGAUGGCGGUGCUGGAUCAGUCCUGCUUAUUACCUUCCCUCCAGGAACUCCUGGAUCAGAAACUUUCAAAGAAAAGUUCAUCAAGGUUGACAAUGAAAACUACAUCAAGGAGACAAUAGUUACUGAAGGAGGCGUUCUAGAUCAUGGCUUUCAGAAAUACAUGGUUCGAAUCCAGAUUAUCGGAAAAGAAGAGAAGACAUCCAUCAUAAGAUCAACAAUGGAAUACGAAGUCAAUGAUGAGCAUGCAGACACACCCCCUGUGUUCAGUACCGAUGGGUUAGCUACUAUUGCUAAGGCCAUCACAAAGUAUAUCAAGGAGCAGAAAGGUUCCGUGGAAGCUCCCAAGUAA